GCCACAGAGACAGGCACAGAAAGCAAACACUCAGACCCCAGCCAGAUGUCGAGCGAAACAGCCAGCAGAGAAGAAGAGUAUCAGCACAGAGGGGCCACUGAGGAGGAAAAUCCAGAGCCCAGCGUGGCAAUGUCCUACCCUGAGAUCGUCGUAGAAAUGGGCACCAUGACCUUUGGAGAAGAGAACAGGAAGAACAUGACCAAUAACUAUUUGAAAAGAACAGAGAACUCUAAAAUCAUCCAAGCCACGUGCGCCCUGUUGAAUUCCGGAGGGGGUGUGAUCAAAGCAAAGAUCGAAGAUAAAAACUACAGUUACCGAUGCCAUGGGCUGGGGCAGGACCUGGAAACCUCUUUUCAAAAGCUCCUUCCUUCUGGUUCACAGAAAUACCUCGACUGCAUGCAACAAGGGCACAACCUCCUGAUUUUCGUAAAGUCGUGGAGUCCGGAUGUCUUGGGCUUCCCGCUAAGGAUUUGCAGCUUGCGCUCCAAUUUAUACCAGAGAGAUGUGACUUCUGCCAUAAACCUGAGCGCCAGCGCUGCCCUGGCGCUUCUCAGACACAAGCAGUCUAGAGCCCAGAGAGGAAGACCGAGGGUGAGGGGGCCCCAUCCCCAGGGGGCUCUGGACACAAACGUCCAGGAAGAGGAAGACAUGAGGACGUCCGCCUCAAGAUUUCUUCAAAAGGACAAGCUCAUCUAUAAAGAGAAAGUCGACUUUACUGAGUCAACACAUGUGGAGUUUAAAAGGUUCACCACCAAAAAGAUCAUCCCUAGGGUUAAAGAAAUGCUUUCUCAUUACGUUUCUGCAUUUGCCAACACCCAGGGGGGAUACCUCAUUAUCGGGGUGGAUGAUAAGAGCAAAGAAGUGUUUGGAUGUAAGAGAGAAAAAGUGAACCCUGACUUACUGAAAAAAGAAAUAGAAAACUGCAUAAAAAAACUGCCUGUAUUCCAUUUCUGCCGUGAAAAGCCAGAGGUGAAUUUCACUACCAAAAUCUUGGAUGUAUACCACAAAGAUGCCCUGUACGGUUAUGUCUGUGUGGUUCAGGUAGAGCCCUUCUGCUGCGUGGUGUUCACAGAGGCCCCGGAUUCCUGGAUCAUCAAGGACAAUUCUGUCACCAGGCUGACGGUGGACACCUGGGUGGCCACGAUGCUGGGUAUUCAGCCAGCUCCGUGCAGCUGGACCACAGACUGCAGCCUCCCCCUGGUUUCUCCAGCUUCGCCUGCACUGGGAAGCCCCCGGUCUCCCAUCAAAGUCCUGGAAUUUAAGGGUGCUCUCCAGCAACGUCUGUUUCCAGUGACACAGGAGGAGAUACAAUUUAAACCCGAAUCCCUCUGUAAGAAGCUCUUCUCAGACCACCAAGAACUGGAGGAAUUCAUGAAGACGCAGAUAGGUCCUUAUUCUCGGGGGAUUGUGCUGUUUUCUAGGAGCUGGGCGAGUGACCUCGGUCUCGGGAAGGAGCAGGAUGUGCUGUGCGACGCUCUCCUCCUAGCGGUGGGCAGCCCGCUGGUGCUCUACACCGUCCUGAUGCGCCCCAGUGGGACUGACGGGCUGGAGUAUGGCCUGAGCACUGCCCGUCAGCUGAAGCAGAAACUGGGAACGGUGGGCGGCUACGCAGGGAAAGUGUGUGUCAUCCCCAGACCGGUGCACCUGCCCGGCGCGCAGCACAGUCCCCGUGACAUCCCCGUGCGCUACCCCCAGUCCUACCGGCUCGCCGAUCAGGAGGACCUGGAAGACUUGUUGCAGGCCCUUGUCGUGCUCUUGCUGGGCUCUGGUUCUCUUCUGGGUGACCAGCUGGGCUGCGAGUUUUUCAACUUGCUCAUAGCAGAGCAGUGCGAGCUGCUUUCGGGGAGCCUGCGGGAGACCCGGGAACUGUUCGUCCACUGCCUGCCGGGAACGAGGAAGACGGCCCUGGUCGUGAACGUCGUGGAGAAAAUGAGGGGCCUGCUCCAGUGCAGACCCAGGGAGAUCCUCUACGUCUGUGAACACGACUCCUUAAGGGAUUACGUGGCCCAGCAGACCACCUGCCAAGCUGUGACCCGGAAAACCUUCAUGGGAGGGGAGUUCCUAAAGGUUAAACACAUAGUGAUGGAUGAGACGGAGAAUUUCUGCAGCAAGUAUGGGGACUGGUACAUGAAGGCUAAGAGUAUCACCCAUCCAAAGGCGAGGGGAGCUAGAAGUGAAGACCCUCACCACGGGGUUCUCUGGAUCUUUCUGGAUCCUUUCCAAGUCCAUCGUGCUGAUGUCAGUGGCCUUCCCCCUCCAUCUGCCCGGUUUCCUCGUAAAGCAAUCACCAAAGGGAUCCACUGCUCUCUGGAAAUAGCAAGGGUCAUGAAAGAGGAAAUGAAGAAGAUCGGAGAAAAUCCUCUGUCUGCUGCGUGUCCGGACGCAGUGGCGUUGUUCAGAGAAGCCGCCUACGAGGACGCCAUGCAAGCUCAGGCCCUUCCUGGGGUGUGUGAGACGGAGACCAACCUGACCCUGGAACAGAUCGCAAAGUAUGUGGCAGACAGAUGUCAUAGCCUGCUCCAGUGUGGCUAUCUGCCCAAGGAUAUAGCGAUUCUGUGCAGGAGAGCGGAGGACAGAGGACGCUAUGAGCUUGCGCUGCUCGAAGCAAUGGCGUUCACUGAGACCCACAGAGCAACCAAAGCUGUGUUCAGCCAGGCCGCUGGCGCCUGGGGCAAUCACAUCAUUUUAGACAGCGUUCAGCAGUUUUCCGGCCUGGAGAGGAACAUCGUGUUUGGGCUUUGUCCAGAGUGCACCCUGUCAGAGGAAACUCACAAGCUCUGCUUCGCCUCCAGAGCCAUCCUACAGCUCUACCUGCUUUAUGAAAAGAGGGCAGCUCUCUGAACAGUAUUUCAAACAGUCCAGGAAGCGGGAAGGAGCAGAGUCUCUUUUCCCAGGCAGGUGGCAGUUACUCCUUUUCACAUAUUACCAAUGGGGAACUCAAGGCACAGUCAGGGUGGCAGAGAGCCACGGAAAAGUCUCUCAUUGUCCUCUUCCCAGUCCACCCCAUCUUCCCCAUGGACAGUUACAACAGACUUCUAAUUGGUCCCUGCCUCUGGUUUCAUUGUGUCAACCAGAGCUGCUCUCCUCACAGAGGGAACUGAUUUUAUGACAUUCCCUGCUAACGCAUCUUCAGUGAGUCCCUGCAGUGUUUAAGUCAAACCAGUUUCCAGGGCUUUCCAUGAGGCACCCUGACUUAACGCACUUAGUGCAGCCUUUGUUACCAACCCCUCCGUCUCCCGGUGCUUCUAAUGCAGCCAGGCUCGAGGGCCUAUUGGGGGUGGGAGGUAACAUGCCUUCAGGGCUACUUACCUUGACCCGGUGUGUCAGGUCAGGGCAGCACCUUGGUUGGCUCGUUGUCCUGGCUACGGGUCCCAAGCUUUGCAGGCUCAGAACUUGAUUUCCUCUAGGAGUGGAAAUGUGUUCGUAGUUAUGAUGUGUGCUACAGGCUUUACACAUUUCAGCAUUAGGGCUGCUCUCUUGGGCUUCUGCUACUGCCAUGUGAAGAGUGUGCCUUGGGCAGCCCACCAGUCACGGAGGAAUGAGGGAUGUGAAGCAGUUUUGAACUCAACUCGUGCCCCGGAGCCAAGUUUGACUGAUCCCAACUAGAUUAGCCCAAAACCCAGCUGACUGACGAUGCCUGCGAGAGAAAUAAAUACUCAUUAUUGUAUGACUGAGAUUUCAAGAGUGUUUGUUUUGCAGCAGUAGCUGACUAGUGCAGGCAUUUCCUCAUGGUGUAGCAUGAACUUCGAAUGAUCAUUUUUAAUGGCUGCACAAUGUCCCAGCUAAGUUAUACAAAAUCGUAAUUACCACCCCCUAUUAAUUUGCAUCACUAGCAAUUUGACACUGUUGAAAUGAAGCCCAGUCCAUACUCGGGCAUACAACCUUUUCUUUCUCUGGUAUAUUUAUAAAUCCCCAGAGAUGAAUUACUGAGUCAAAGGGUAGCCAAACCAAAGAUUCACCCUAAUCACAUUGGUUCUGAUGGGAAGUACAUAGAAAACCCCUAAUCACUGCACCUGACAACAUAUAGGUUUCUUGCCUUAAAUAAGAGAGCAAAAUACUGACAUCAGGUUCUGAGGGCGACAAAGAGGCGUCAGCAUCUCAAAAACAGGUGGCUUAGAACAGGCUGUCUCUGCAUGGAGAGCAAACCUGAGGCCUAUCACCCAACCCCAGGGCAUCAGAAGGGCCUAACUUGGAGAAUUCCAGAUGGAAGCAUGAAUUAUGUAACCUCUGUGUUACGUAGGGGAAAAAAUGCUGGUUACUUGACACUGAUAUAGGGAGCUGUCUCGGAACGAAGACAGAGUGCCUCUGACCAUCAAUGGGACUUUUUUUUUAAUUUGAGAGAGAGACAUUGAUUUAUUGUUCCACUUUUUCUUGCAUUCAUUGGUUGUUUCUUGUCUGUGCCCUGGUUGGGGAUCGAACCCACAACCACUCCAACCAGCUGAGCUACCUGGCCAGGACUUUUUUUAAAAGAGAAACUGUGGCACGGAGAAACCCUCUUAAGAAAAGAGAAGAGAAGGGGGGAAAUCGGGACAACUGUAGUAGCAUAAUGAAUAACAUAUACUUUAAAAAAAGAAAAGAGGAGGAAGUAUAAAGAUAAACUAGAUUUUCAACCGAAGCUGAGCUGCCCCAGUUUCCAAAGGUUUUGGAGAGGCCAAAGCAUGAAAUUAUGUUCAAGAAGCUUCAACAUGAAAUGGCUGCAAAAUUCAUAAUAACCAUAUGUUACUAUUUAUUGAGAUAGUACUAUAACCAGCUACUGUUUUCUAAUGCUUUGCACACAUUCUCCCAACUCCAUGAGGUCUAUACACAUUAUCUCAGCUUUAUAGAUAAGAAAACUGAGGUGCAGAGAUAUUAACUUUCUGAAAGGCUCCUGAGUGUCCGAGCUGAGUGAACAGAGCAUGUGAACGGCACCCUCACUGUGGCAAUCUCAACUUUGAGAAUGUACUCAACUUUGGGGAAUACUCUGAAAAGACUCCCCAGAGGCGAGAAUGCUCACGCUCGCGCUCAGGGUCCUUUGUCGAGUUCUCCUCCCUAGAAAUCAGUGGCCUUCACGGUAAGUGAAGACAGUGGCUAUCCUGUCCCCUACACUUAACAUCUGCGAGUUUUCCCUGACCCUCCUGACUAUUCUAGAAGAACCUGAAGUUCUCUUCUGCAAAGCUCAGAAUCAGACUCAAGGUCACACUCCUUCCAAGGUCAGGCCCUUCUGCUGGACCCCGUCCAAGACCGCUGCUGCUGCUCGGUUCGAUAGCUUCCUCUCACAGAGGAAACACGAUUUUGAAAUAAAUGGGAUCAGUUUUCAAUUUCAUUUCUUUCAUUUUCAGCCUAAAAUGGAAGUAAAAAGGAAGGAAUUAGGACAUGGCUACUGUGUACUAUCUCUCCUUAUUGUUUGCUGCUUCAGAAUGAUCUCAGGCCGUUGGAGGUUAAGGCCCACCUUCGCCCCUGCUCUAAUCAGGGAGGGUUGUCUUCUUUGCUCAGUUACACAGCUUGGAAGAGACACGUGUUGGAGGCGGGCGGGGAGGCAAGCAGGGGGUCCCUUCGAAGACAGGCAGAUGCAACCCACCAGUCAAUGGCUCAUCCCUCAAAGCACCUCCACAGCUCUGCCCCUGUACCCUCUGGACAUGCAGGAUGAGAUCAAAGCUAACAGAUAGUAGAUGCUGGCAACGGUCCGAUACUGUGCGAAAUGUUGUAUAUGCAUUAUGACUUUGAUCUUCCCAGCAACUUUUGGGUUUUGUUUCCCAGACCCCUGGAAGUUAGGAUAAGGUUGUGUUAAGAACAUGUAUCCCAGGGUCAAACCCUCCCUGCCUUUGAAUUUGAAUUCUAUUCCUAAUUAGCUGAAGGACCUCAGGCAAGGUAAUUUUCCCUUUUAAAAUUCAGGUUUCUCAGCUGUAAAACAGAGAUAAAAUUCAUACCUAUGACUUAAGAUAAAAAUGAGGGUUGACACAGAAAUGGAGAUCACAUAGAGGGUUAGCAACUGGGGAGUGGGAGGAGGAGAGGGGGAAAGGGUACAGAGAAUAAGCAGCAUAGAUGGUAGGU
Messenger RNA from Artibeus jamaicensis (Jamaican fruit-eating bat), 6030 nucleotides. Its product is annotated as protein SLFN14-like. Bases 46 to 2841 code for a protein of 931 amino acids. The record is from RefSeq and is a predicted model, not a curated record. The transcript is spliced from 5 exons. Gene Ontology annotation, biological process: mRNA catabolic process; rRNA catabolic process. Gene Ontology annotation, molecular function: ribosome binding; RNA endonuclease activity. NCBI's taxonomy places the organism in Eukaryota, Metazoa, Chordata, Mammalia, Chiroptera, Phyllostomidae.